Molecule: messenger RNA, 1296 nt
Organism: Passer domesticus (house sparrow)
Lineage: Eukaryota; Metazoa; Chordata; Aves; Passeriformes; Passeridae
Gene: PABIR2
Product: PABIR family member 2
Exons: 10
Coding region: 313-1167 (284 amino acids)
Molecular function (GO): protein serine/threonine phosphatase inhibitor activity
Source: RefSeq, a predicted model, not a curated record
GCAGUGCGCGGCGGCGGGCGCGGAGCGCGGUGGGCGCCGAGGGAGCAGCGGGAGCGGCGGGAGCGCUCCCACCGGCACCGCGGGCACCGGCACCGCCUGCAGCCGCUGGAGGAUCGGCCGCCCCCGGGCCGCCCCCCGGGAUGCGGCGCUGCUGCGGCCGCCCCCCCCGCCGGGCUCGGCGCGCCCCCGGGCUGAGCCCGCGGCGCCGCCCGCGGGGCCUGUAGGGCCGGGGCGGCGGCGGCCCCGGGAGCCGCGGCGGCCGCCGGCAGUGGAUGGGCGCCGCGGCGGGGCGGACGAGCCCGAGCCGCCGCGAUGGCUCAGGAGAAGAUGGAGCUGGACCUGGAGCUGCCGCCGGGGAGCGCCGCGGCCCCGGGCGACGGCGGCGGCCUGAGGCGGUCGAACAGCGCCCCGCUCAUCCACGGGCUCAGUGACAACUCCCAGGUGUUUCAGCCUUACGUGUUGCGGACUCGCAGGAACAGCACAACAGUUAUGAGCCGCCAUGGAAUGUUUUUGUCAUCAUCUCCUAUUCGUAUUCCUAGCAGCCGACUUCAUCAGAUCAGAAGGGAGGAAGGAGUGGAUUUAAUGAACAGAGAAGCAGCACAUGAAAGGGAAGUGCAGACAGCAAUGCAGAUAAGCCAGUCAUGGGAGGAAAGCUUGAGCCUGAGCGACAAUGACUUGGACAAGUCUGAGAAAUCUUUUUCCCCAAAGAGAAUAGACUUCGUUCCAGUUUCACCUGCACCUUCACCUACAAGAGGAAUAGGAAAGCAAUGUUUUUCACCAUCAUUGCAGAUGUUUGUGAGCAGUAAUGGAUUACCCCCAAGCCCUAUUCCCAGUCCAACAAGGCGAUUCUGCAACAGGAGGAGUCAAAGUCCAAUCAACUGUAUCAGGCCCAGUGUUCUUGGCCCCAUUAAAAGAAAAGGUGAAAUGGAAACUGAAAGUCAGCCAAAGAGACUUUUCCAAGGAACAACCAACAUGCUUUCUCCAGAUGUUACACAUCUGACAGAUCUCAGUUCAUGCCUGUCCUCGGAUAUUCUCGACGGGAGCAGCAGCAGCGUUGGCUCUUCCUCUGAUUCCCUGACUAAAGGCAGCAUCACCACGGAGUCUCCAGUGACGUGCUCCAACUCCUGCUCCUCCUUCAUUCUGAUGGAUGACUUCUCACCCAAGUGACUUUACCAAGUCCUGAGUCAGUGUCUGGCUGUGCUGUCCCCUUCCUGUACACUCGUACAGAGAAAUGAACUCUGAUCCUUGAACCAUUCGUAUGAGGUUUAUUAAAAGGAAAAAUUGUUGUUACUGUAA